Molecule: messenger RNA, 1314 nt
Organism: Chelonia mydas (Green sea turtle)
Lineage: Eukaryota; Metazoa; Chordata; Testudines; Cheloniidae
Gene: PIERCE1
Product: chromosome 16 C9orf116 homolog
Exons: 3
Coding region: 846-1259 (137 amino acids)
Biological process (GO): axoneme assembly
Cellular component (GO): axonemal microtubule
Source: RefSeq, a predicted model, not a curated record
CCCUCACAGAGCAGGUGUUGGCUGGGAUUCCCAGCCGGGACCCACUGGGGUUCUACAGGGACCCGAACAGGUGUGAAGCUCUAGAAACAAUCACAGGUGCUGCAGCACCCCUUUGCUUGAAGUACUUACCAUUAUGUACAGGGUUUACAGUUUGGUGCAAUGGUUCCAGCACUGCUGGAAACAACAGGGUUUAUGGGUGAGCAAAUGACUGUUCCUCAGAUCAACCCCCCCCCCUUUUUUUUUAGAAAUUAUCAGUAUUUAUUAUUUGGACUGCAAUAGCCCUUAAAAGCCCCAGUGACAGAUAAGGACCCCAUUGUGCAAGGCACUGUGCAAACACAGAAAAGAUAGAAUGUCAAUUCUUCGCAGCAGGAACUAUGCAGAGGAGAAAAAACAACAGGUGCAGACAGACAGGGGAGGGCAAGGAAACAGUGAGACAAUAUAAGUCAGGAAAUGCACCUUCAUUGCUUCACUUCAGCUGGGUUCUCUCUCUCCUACAUGAACAAAUAAAAAAAGGAGGCAUGCAAAAUACUUUCGGAAAAACUACUGAACUAGGGGGACUGAAAGUAACAGAAUUAAGGGCUUGAUCCUGCAACCACUGCAGGGCUUAGGAGGAGCUAAUACUUUCACAGCCCCCAGCGGUGUGCAUGGAAAGUGUUUGUAAGCUGGACUCUUGUCUAGGAAACAGUACUGUGUCUUUAAGGGCCUCUCUCUUUGUUGCCAAGUUACAGCCUGUCUCCUAGCAACAUACAGUUUGUUACUUAAGCACCCUGUUUCUUGUGUGCCUGGUCAAUUUCCUGCCUCUUUGUCCUGCCUGGACCAGAGUCCUAAAAAGGUCUUAGCUCAAAAUGUCCCAGGGGCAACUGCCGGAAGCAUUCACCACCUGCAACAAAGAGGCAGAGGAGGGUCGGUCCCAGAGAACCAGUGACUACUACAGAGUUAAUGACAAUUUGCCAGCCAGGUUCAACCACCCAGGAUGGUUUCGGGGCUACAGAACGAAUGAGCCCCAUCCCAGGUACAGGACCACCAACCAGAUCUAUGGAAGCAAAGCACCUACUGUACAUGAAAUGCCAACCUCCUUUAACAUUACCUCACAUGCAUUUUCGAAACAUCUCGGAAAGUGUGGCAUGUAUAGGAAUAACGGGCUCAACACCUACAUGGACAAAAGUGAUGUGACUGGCAUAGAUAACUUUAUCACCUUCUACGACAGACUCAACUUUCAUCCCAGUUACAAUGGCAGUGGGCCAUCCCACUGUGAAUAAUGUUUCAGCUCUGGUGUCUGCAGUAUGACACUGUUCUUCAGUUUACUGUCUACUG